This is a messenger RNA of Cornus florida, 577 nucleotides long. RefSeq lists its product as uncharacterized. The record is from RefSeq and is a predicted model, not a curated record. The transcript has a single exon. Lineage: Eukaryota; Viridiplantae; Streptophyta; Magnoliopsida; Cornales; Cornaceae. Bases 2 to 436 code for a protein of 144 amino acids.
GAUGAGGUCAUCCGGGUUCUUCAUAAUCUGCAUUCUCCAUUCAAGUAUAGCUCUAACAUGUGGUGCUCUGAUAAUGUUCUAUCUGAAUGAAAUCUCAGUGUUUGGUCAUGGCAUUGAAACAGCUAGGAAGCUGUUGGGAUCGACGCCACACGAUCAGUUGCUGAUACAAAUCUCGGAUUCAUUCGUGGGUUUGCUUCUAUUUGUAAUUGGGUUUCUGCUGUUUAUGGUGGCUUUUGUUAACGACAUUGAGUUUCAGAUCUUUUUCGCGAAAGGAUGUGUCCUCCUCCAUGUUUCAAUGGCACUGUGGAGGGUUUUCUUUGAGAGGAGGCUUGAAGAUUUGGCUCAUGAUUGGCCAAGGCAAUUUGUUGGUGAUUUCAUUUUGUCACUUUCUUGGGUCUUCUUUUUGGUUUAUUCUUGGAGGGAGAAAUAUGAUUAGUUUGAAUAAGAAAUGUAAUUUGAUUUCUGUAUUCUUUAAUGGAUGAAUUGGGAUUGAAAUGGUUGAGAAUUACAGGUUUCCUGAGCUGGUUAUUUUUGUUUCUGUGCUGUGAAGUAGUGCCAAUUGGAGAAGAUGAGCAGA